AUGCCAGGUGAAGAGCAAGAGGAUAUUGUGAUGACUAGUACCCAGUCUAAUAUUUUAAAUGUUACUUGUCCAUUGACUGGAAAACCUCUCACUGAGCUUGCGGAGCCAGUUCGCAGGUUGUCCAAAGAUAAUCCAGGAAGAGAUAAGCUGGUGCAAGAUCCGUUGUUACUGAUUGAGAUUGAUGAAAUGCGCAAAAUGAAUAAAGAAACUGAUGUAGAAGAUUAUACAAUGCUGAAUGGAGAGUAG
Molecule: messenger RNA, 246 nt
Organism: Sphenostylis stenocarpa
Lineage: Eukaryota; Viridiplantae; Streptophyta; Magnoliopsida; Fabales; Fabaceae
Source: the annotation of a GenBank genome assembly